AUGAUUGUUUUCGCGGUUCUUCUUGAUAGGUUCCACCAGUUGUACCAACUAGUGUACGGUUGCUAUUUCGUACUGCGGUAUGCUCCGACUGCAGGAGCUGGUGCAGCUGGUUGGGAGGAGCACACCUCUCAGACGGAAAGUGAAAUAGAAGAAGACGUUGACGAAAUAGAUCAUGAAGAGGAAGAUAUUACAGGAGCUACAUCAACUGGCAGCAGUGGUGGCACUAGUAGUAGUGGAAGUAUACAGGAGAACCACGAGCAGGAACAGAAAACAACAACCCCCCGACAACGUACGACAGCUGAAAAGCGCGAGAACCGUGACUGCGAAGAGGCAAUAGCGCGUCGUGUGGUUCGGUACUUGCGGUGGGAGGUUUUUGGCGUCCGCAGAAUCUUCAAUGUCUUCCUCCUCUACUACUUCUGGCUAGUACUGGUUGCCUUCGUGUACAUAACAAGUAUGGCAGAUUGGAGAGGAUUUCCUGUGAUACAUCGUCUUCUUGUAGGUGGCCGUCGGGUGAACCGCGGGCGCAGGAGCACGUCAGGUAAGAAUAGAAGUUCAUCUUCAUCUGGUGGCAGAACAUCUUCAAAAUCAAAAAAAGAUCUUCGUCUUUCUGGACCAGCCACGACAGAAGCGCUAUUCACACCCGGACGAGGGCCGCACUCGAUGAGGUUACCUGUGGGGCUACCAGCAGCUUCUUUUUUGGAACAGGAUGCUCAUGGUGGUGUAGGUGUGGGUGUCGUAGGACACCACGUACUUGGAGGGGACGAUCAGGUCUUGUUCGACGAAGAACAGAUCAUGGAGGAAAAGAUGAACUUUAGAGAAGCACAGAGCAGACGGAGACCUCCAACAUCUUCAAGUAGAACAAGAGGCGAAGUGAAACGUCCUAGGCGGUUCAGACGUAGAACAGAACAAGGGGGACAGCGACAGGAGGAUGCAGAAAUAGAAGAAGAACAAGACAAACAGAGGACAGACGACGGAGAAGUUGAACAAAUAGUAGUCACAGUGGAUGACACGAGUUAUGUGAUCACAUCGCAUGAUCCUUCCGUGACCAAUCCGUUUCAAGCAGGUAGCACGAGCGCAAAUGCCGCAGGCGGAAUGUCCCGAGCACAUCGACUGAAAACCAGACACCUCCUAGAUGAAGAGCGAUCCCUAAAGAGACAGCUGCUGGAGAAAAACCAACAUCAAGGUUCAUCGCAGCAAGUAGGCGGUUUUUUCCCGUUCGGACAGCACAACAUUCCGUUUGGAUCGUCGCUGCUCAGCUUCGGAGAGGGAAGGGUACUAUUCACGCUACAGUUUUUAGGAUCAAAUAUAAUUUUGCACGUCUGGACAAAUCCAUGUAAGUACAACUAUGUAGUGUUACAUCUCUUUUUCUAAUCAACCUUCUACCCCUUGACAUGAUCAUCAAAACCUAUCUACUACGUAGAAGUAAACCUCUCAAUCUAGUACUAUCAUCAUCAUCAUCAUCAUCAAUAAUCUCAUGAAACCCACUACCCUACACUCGUCAAAAAACAGUGGAAGUGCUUCGUCGCUCUCAUCGGCUACCUGGUGAUGUCACUCGCUGGUCCGAUCUAUGUGGCAGCUGGGCAAUUGGAUCGCGAAGGCAAGAUGCUCGAAACAAUGUUGGACUCCAGUUUCAUGAUCCUCACGGUGUCUUUCCUAGGAACGACGUGGGGCGUCGCGGAACUCGCAGUGCAGCAGUUGCAUGGAGGGCAUAGGUGAGAACGAUGCUUGCCUUAUAAAUUUUAGAUCUUUUGGCAUGUUUGUUGGAUUUAUAUUCUUUGCAGAGACUGAGGACUCAGAUAGAGAUACUCACCAGCACGAUUGAACAGUUUAGCAUAGUUUCGCUUAAUAUCGAAAGCCAAAGCAAAUUAGAGGAUAGUUUCAAAUUUAGCGAGAAGUGGUUGUAAAGAUCAAAAAAGCUGAAGACAAAGAUACAGUAGAUUGAAGAGACAUCCAAGAUGAUAGGUGGUGUAUUUAGUCGAAUGCCGAUAUUAGCAUUUAAUAUGUGGAAAGAUUCUACACUGAGGGUCGUGAUGUAGUUAGACGCUGUCCCAGUGUCAGAACCAGAAGUGACUGGAAAGAUACAACGCUCAUAGAAGUAGGCAUAAAGAACAAGAACAGGUAAGAACAUGUCAACAUUUCUAGUACAGUCAUUUUCACAACAAGGAAACUUUAC
Molecule: messenger RNA, 2173 nt
Organism: Amoebophrya sp. A25
Lineage: Eukaryota; Dinophyceae; Syndiniales; Amoebophryaceae
Source: the annotation of a GenBank genome assembly